AUGGAGAUUUGUGUCUCUACCCGGUCCUACAAGUUCGUCCACCGAGCCAGCAAGCCUAGCACUGUAGCUGAGUUCUUUUUGGCGGGAUUUACUAGGGAUUCACUAAAUAUUCAUGAACCACCUACACACAGCAAGCACAGCAAACACGGUACUUACACCAAUGCUGAUUUGUGGGUUGAAUAUUUUGACUCUCUAGCCAGUGCUAAACCAGUCAUGAUGGCAACACAUCGCCAUGAAUAUCGUCAGUGGCCAUUUCUCACGGAAGAAGAGUUUGAGCUCGCCUGUGCGUUUCUUGAUCGAAGAUAUUGUCGAGCAUCAUUGGGACCUGCAAGGAAGAACCUCAAGCUGUCCAUGGGACGAACAGCAACUACUGGGUCAUGCUAUGUUGAAAUUAUUCGAUUGAUUCAUCCACCACAAGAUGAUGAUGAUCUAUUACUUGCUCUUAGCAAUUUGAGUAGUGGUUACGCUCCAAACUCUGCUCCGAGUCAAGAGGUGGAUAUGAUGGAUGAGGAUGAAGACGACGAGGCACUGCGUGUAAACAAGUCUUCGACACUGGAGAGUGACUCUAUUCCCCGAUACAGUCUAUAUUCUCACCAGCCUUACGUUACUUAUGAGAUUCACCUACAUCCCACUUAUAGAAUACCGACUUUGUGGUUUACGCUUCACGAUUUACCAAACGAUGAGCCUGCGUUUGAUAUAAAUUCUGUUUAUCGACAUCUCGUGCCAGAAGAGUACAAAAGUGAACUUCGUGCAAUAGGAGUAAUGGGUGGGAUUUCCGCUGCUCCACACCCUAUCACAGAUGUACCGGCAUUCUUCAUUCAUCCAUGUCAAACCAGAGAGGCAAUGGAGAAUUUUGACUGUCCGGCAAAUAAUUAUUUGAUGGUAUGGCUUGGCUUGAUAGGUGGGUGUGUGGGACUAUGGAUGCCUCACGAAAUGGCUCAGGAAGAUCUAUAG
This is a messenger RNA of Botrytis fragariae, 954 nucleotides long. Its product is annotated as putative autophagy-related protein atg10 protein. Gene Ontology annotation, molecular function: Atg12 transferase activity. The record is from RefSeq and is a predicted model, not a curated record. Gene Ontology annotation, biological process: macroautophagy; protein modification by small protein conjugation; protein lipidation. Gene Ontology annotation, cellular component: intracellular anatomical structure. The transcript is spliced from 5 exons. The coding region runs from base 1 to 954 and encodes 317 amino acids. Lineage: Eukaryota; Fungi; Ascomycota; Leotiomycetes; Helotiales; Sclerotiniaceae.